AUGGCUAAACAAGAGAAGUCUUUCGACACCAGAAAAUUCCUUAUCGAUCUUGCCUCAGGAGGUUAGUUAUAAUUCACGUAAAUUGUUUCUAGAUGAUCCUGAAAAUUUCCAAAAAUGGGCCUAAUUUUGAAAAACUUACGAAUUUUCUUAAAUUUGAAUUUUUAGGUACCGCUGCUGCCGUCUCCAAGACUGCUGUCGCCCCAAUUGAGCGUGUCAAGCUCCUUCUUCAAGUGAGUUUUUUCCCAGAGAAAUAUUUACAAAAUUAUCCAAAUUUAGGUCCAAGAUGCUUCCACCGCUAUCACCGCUGACAAGCGUUACAAGGGUAUCGUCGAUGUCCUCGUCCGUGUUCCAAAAGAGCAAGGAGUCGCCGCUUUGUGGAGAGGAAAUCUCGCCAACGUUAUCCGAUACUUCCCAACCCAAGCUUUGAACUUCGCCUUCAAGGAUACCUACAAGAACAUCUUCCUUGAGGGACUCGACAAAAAGAAGGACUUCUGGAAGUUAGUAUCCCCCCACACUUUGUCUCAAUUAAUUAAGAAAAAUAUGUAAUUAGAAAUUUUUAGAUUCUUCGCCGGAAACUUGGCUUCCGGAGGAGCUGCUGGAGCCACCUCCCUCUGCUUCGUCUACCCACUCGACUUCGCUCGUACCCGUCUUGCCGCCGAUAUCGGAAAAGCCAACGACCGUGAAUUCAAGGGACUCGCCGACUGUCUCAUCAAGAUCGUCAAAUCCGAUGGACCAAUUGGACUCUACAGAGGAUUCUUCGUCUCCGUCCAAGGUAUCAUCAUCUACCGUGCCGCUUACUUCGGAAUGUUCGACACCGCCAAGAUGGUCUUCACCGCUGAUGGACAAAAAUUGAACUUCUUCAUGGCCUGGGGUAUUGCUCAAGUCGUCACAGUCGGAUCCGGAAUCCUCUCAUACCCAUGGGACACCGUCCGUCGUCGUAUGAUGAUGCAAUCUGGACGCAAAGACAUCCUCUACAAAAACACCCUCGACUGUGCCAAAAAAAUCAUCGCCAACGAAGGAAUCGGAGCUAUGUUCAAGGUAAGAAUAUAAAUUUAAAGCAUUUUGAACGGACCAAACUCUUAAUUUUCAGGGAGCCCUCUCCAACGUUUUCCGUGGAACCGGAGGAGCCCUCGUUUUGGCCAUCUACGACGAAAUCCAAAAAUUCAUCUAA
Messenger RNA from Caenorhabditis angaria, 1171 nucleotides. The record is from the annotation of a GenBank genome assembly. Lineage: Eukaryota; Metazoa; Nematoda; Chromadorea; Rhabditida; Rhabditidae.